This is a messenger RNA of Galeopterus variegatus (Sunda flying lemur), 1183 nucleotides long. RefSeq names its product ribosomal protein L13 (gene RPL13). The transcript has 6 exons. NCBI's taxonomy places the organism in Eukaryota, Metazoa, Chordata, Mammalia, Dermoptera, Cynocephalidae. Bases 1 to 960 code for a protein of 319 amino acids. The record is from RefSeq and is a predicted model, not a curated record. Gene Ontology annotation, biological process: translation. Gene Ontology annotation, cellular component: ribosome; cytosolic large ribosomal subunit. Gene Ontology annotation, molecular function: structural constituent of ribosome; RNA binding.
AUGGGGGGUAUGAGAAACGACUUCACUUGUCCAAUGCCAAAGAAUGGACAUGGAGACAUGAGCUUCUUCGCCUUUGCGCCGCUAACGUGCCGUGUCCCAGAAACGCACAAACAGCAAAAUUCGCAGAACCCUAACGAAGAGUUCACGGAAUUCAAGCCGCCCCUGUCUUCCUUCAGCCGCAGGAUGUCCGCACCGCCUCCCGGGCCGGCGCAGAGGCUGCAGCGCCGGGGUGGCUCCGAAGGCACAAGAGAAUCAAUCGUCGAGCAGCAGGACCACCCCGCACUGCGGCGCCUGAGGCGGCGCCAUUCUGCCUUGCGACGGCGCUUCCUUUCCGUUCGGUUGUUCUCCGGCCGAGCAGGUGUGGGCGCUUGGGGCGAGCGUUCGGCGCCAUCGGGCUCCAUCCGCCGCCAUCGGCUCCGUGCUGCUGUCGGCGCGGCCGUGGGGGGUCCCUGCGGCCCAAGCCGGGGCCUCUUCUCAGUCGGAGACGGCCACGCGAACCCUCGUCUGACCGCUGAACGCGCGCCCGCGGCCCGCCACCACCCGGCCUCACCCGCGUCUGCUCCGCGGCAGGUGGCCGGCAUCCACAAGAAGCUGGCCCGGACCAUCGGCAUCUCCGUGGUCCCCAGGCGGCGGAACAAGUCCACCGAGUCCCUGCAGGCCAACGUGCAGUGGCUGAAGGAGUACCGCUCCAGGCUCAUCCUCUUCCCCAGGAAGCCGUCGGCCCCCAAGAAGGGCGACAGCUCGGCUGAAGAACUCAAAUUGGCCACCCAGUUGACGGGACCAGUAAUGCCCAUACGGAACGUCUACAAGAAGGAGAAAGCCAGAGUUAUCACCGAGGAAGAGAAGAACUUCAAGGCAUUUGCCAGUCUUCGCAUGGCUCGUGCUAAUGCCCGGCUCUUUGGCAUCCGGGCAAAAAGGGCCAAGGAAGCUGCAGAACAGGAUGUGGAAAAGAAAAAAUAAAGCCCUGUUGUGGACUUUGAAUAAGUCAGUAGUUUCUCUGAUGGAAGCAGCAGGCUUGGCCUGUGGGCCUUGACUUGCUGGUAGGAGAUUGCAGAGGGUGGGGAGGCUUUCUUGAAAGGAGCCCAGAGCCUGGGUUAUAUCUGAUGUUCUGUAUUUUAGUGCUAUUAGUUAUUCGAUUAAUCACUGAUUUAAUAAUUGCUUUGAGUUGCUUUUUGUCACCAGA